AUGGAGAACUCAUCAGUGGCAUCAGCCUCCUUAGAGGCAGGGAGCAGCCGCUCUCAGGAGAUUGAGGAGCUGGAGCGUUUCAUUGACAGCUAUGUCCUGGAGUACCAGGUUCAGGGGCUGCUGAUGGAUAAAGUGGAGGGGGAUGGCGAGAGCGAGAAGACACAGUCCCAUGUCUUGCAGUGGACAGCGGAUUGUGACAAGCAGCUUGUUGGCAGCUGUUCCCCAUCCCAAGGGAAGGGCUUGUUGUCUCAUGAACACAGUCAAGAAGACUGGGAUCACAGUAGCAGUGGGAGCUCAGGAUCCUGGAUGGGGUCAGGCUCCAAGCAUGGGUCUGGAUUCAGGUUCGGCAGCUGUGGGAGAAGCAGCCAGUUCAGGCAAUUGAGCAAGAAUGAAAACAAGGAGAGCUCCCUUGACAUGCUGGGCACGGACAUCUGGGCUGCCAACACUUUUGACUCCUUCAGUGAUGCGACAUGGGACUUGCAGCCUGAAAAACUAACUUUCACCCAAUUUCACAAGAAGCUGCGAAACACCUCCAAACACCUACUGCCUCACAUAGAUAGAGAAGGGUUUGGAAAAGGGAAAUACGAGGAUGGUGAUGUAAGCAUCAACUUGAAUGACAUAGAGAAAGUCCUUCCAGUGUGGCAGGGUUACCAUUCAUUGCCUCAUCAAGCUGAAAUGCACACCAAAAAACUGUUCAGAAGGAGGAGAAAUGACCGAAGGCCACAGCAGAGACUUCCUGAUGGGAACAAGUCUCAGCAGCACACAGAUCAUCAGCAAGGUGGCACCAAACACAACAGGGACCACCAGAAACUCUACCAAGGAGUCCAGGCCCCUCACUCUUCAGGCAGGACAGGCCACCCCGGCUACAGUCAGAACCAGAGAUGGCACCACAACCAGAAGCACUCACUCAGUGACAAAGAAGCACACAGAAAUGCCAAAGAGACAGAGAAUUUCAAAAUCGAGGACACCUCCAUCUAUACGGUGCACAUUCCCUUGGAGAUGCACCAAGGCCCAGAGGUUGUGAAGAAGCAGUCUCAGCAUUACAUCCAAGAGUCAGAGAUCAAGCAGAAAGGCAGUAUUCAUGAGCGCAUUGGGGAAAGACCUAAGAUCAAUUUACUUCAGUCUUCCAAAGACGGGUUGAAAGAAAAGAUACCUUGUCUUUCCCUUUUCACGGACCAGGACAAAGUCAUAGUGGAAACCACCAAUUCUGAAAAGAAUAAAAUGGACAAAUUAAUUGAAAUUCUCAACAGCAUGAGGAACAACAGCGGUGACAUUGACUCCAAGCUCACCACAUUCAUGGAGGAGGCCCAGAACUCUACCAACUCUGAGGAGAUGCUGGGGGAUAUAAAGACCAUAUACCAGAAAGCAGUGAUGGACCACAGCUUUGCUUCCAUGGCAACCAAACUCUGUGACAAAAUGACCCUCUUCAUGGUGGAGGGAACUAAAUUCCGGAGUCUGCUCCUCAACAUGUUGCAGAAGGAUUUCACCAUGCGGGAGGAGUUGCAGCAGCAGGAUGUGGAACACUGGUUGGGGUUCAUCACCUUUCUCUGUGAAGUCUUCAGUACCAUGAGGAGCAGCACCGGAGAGCCCUUUCGAGUCCUUGUCUGCCCCAUUUAUACCUGCCUCAGU
Molecule: messenger RNA, 1629 nt
Organism: Corapipo altera (White-ruffed manakin)
Lineage: Eukaryota; Metazoa; Chordata; Aves; Passeriformes; Pipridae
Product: CBP80/20-dependent translation initiation factor-like
Biological process (GO): regulation of translational initiation
Cellular component (GO): cytosol
Molecular function (GO): RNA binding; protein binding; translation activator activity
Source: RefSeq, a predicted model, not a curated record